This is a messenger RNA of Brugia pahangi, 657 nucleotides long. The record is from the annotation of a GenBank genome assembly. NCBI's taxonomy places the organism in Eukaryota, Metazoa, Nematoda, Chromadorea, Rhabditida, Onchocercidae.
AUGGCUGGAAAUUUUGAUACAGAAGCUUUAGUACUUAUAGUACUCACCUAUAUAACUCUGAUCAUUAUUCUUUUACGCCUUGCACUUGCACUUUGUCAAUUUACGAUCAAAAAGGAAAUUGAUCGAGCUAAGCAGAUCAGGGAACAAUCUUUAUCGCUUCAAAAAGUAACAGUUAUAGAUGCUAAUAAUGAAAGCAAACAAAAUUCAAAUGGAAAUCAUUUAUCAUCAUUUAAUAACAAAAAUAAAUAUCAUGAUAAGCCAAUAAAGAAUCAUAAUUCAUCUUACAAUGAAAAUUUUGAAACAAUUUUGCUUGAUUCAUCUAUAGAAGAUAUAAAUGUUAAUCCUAUUAUCAAGCAUGCUUAUCCAAGCAUAACGCAAUCUCAUCAGAAAGGAGUAAAAAGAGUAAAUGAGGAUGAAUCAUUUUGGUUACAUUCAUUCGAGGAAAGUGAAUUAAGCAGAGAAAAUGCAAAUAUACCACAUACUUCAGCUUAUGGAAUGCGAAAAGUUGGCAAAAAAACAUACAUUGAUGAUACAAAUAUUGGCUCACCAGGUUCAAAAGCAUUAGAACAAAAAUCAUGUGAACAUAUCGAGUACAAAAGAAAAUGCAACGCAAUGAGAAGAAGUGCUAAUGAAUAUGUUAAUAAAAAUGCUAUAUAA